Molecule: messenger RNA, 477 nt
Organism: Eimeria mitis
Lineage: Eukaryota; Apicomplexa; Conoidasida; Eucoccidiorida; Eimeriidae
Exons: 1
Coding region: 1-477 (158 amino acids)
Source: RefSeq, a predicted model, not a curated record
AUGCAGCAACAGCAGCAGGCUCAGCUACAGCAGCAGAUGCAGCAACAGCAGCAGAUGCAGCAGCAGCAGCAGAUGCAGCAGCAGCAGCAGCAGCGAGAGCCAGCACCAUUGCUCUCUAGUUUGUUCGCCGCAGCAAGUACUGGAGAAAAGUGCCUGCAGCAGCAGCAGCAGCAGCAGCAGCAGCAGCAGCAGCAGCAAACAUCGUCACAGCAAAUGCUGCAGCAGGGAAUGUCACAAUCACACCAGCAACCGCAGCAGCAGCAACCGCAGCAGCAGCAGCCGCAGCAGCAGCAACCGCAGCAGCAGCAAGCGCAGCAGCAGCAGCAGCAAGCAGAACGAAGCAGACGCCAGCAGCGACCAUCGCUGCCGGCGAAAGUGUUCUGGAGACAUCCGAAAGAGCAGCAGCAGCAGCAGCAGCAGCAGCAGCAGGACUUGCUGCAGCAGCAGCAGCAAGCGGAGCAGCAGCGCGGUAUGUAA